AUGUUUUUUGCUGACGGUUUUUUUCUUCCCUCCCCGCUAUCCUUUAAGGCGCAGAGGCUGCUGGCGCACCGGAGACCAAAGAAAUCCUUCUUUGAGACGCUCAUCAGGAGCCUGAUCAUCUUGUGCGUGGCCAUAGCAGUGGUCUUGUCGUCCAUCUCCAUCUGCGAUGGCCGCUGGCUCUUCGCGAGGGGGCAGCUCUUUGGACUGUGGCACUUCUGCACCGUUAGCAACAGCAGCGUCCUGAAGUGCGUCACUGACCUCAGCCUGGCCAGGGUGGAGGGGCUGAGCGUGGGGGUGAUCCCCAUCAGGAGCAUGGUGUCCUUCGCCGUUGUGGUUGCCAUAUUUGGCCUGGAGCUGCUGAUGGUGUCCCAAGUCUGCGAGGACGCCAACGCGAGGCGGAAGUGGUCGAUGGGCUCCGUUCUCAUCCUCGGCUCGUUUUUGCUGUCAGCCACUGGGGUUCUGAGCUUCUCCAUCCUUGUGAAGGAUCACCUCACCUUCACAGGCUUCACGCUGACAUAUUGGUGUGAGUUCAUUGCUGCCUUUCUCUUCUUCCUCAAUGGGAUCAGUGGACUUCACAUCAACAGCCUCACGCACCCCAGGAACAGCAUAGGCAAAAUCUAGGUGGAAAGGGUGCACCUCUGCCUUUGUGUAAUCAGCUUUGCCAAUUAAGACUGGAAAAAAGGGAGUCUAAAGAAGUUUGAAAAGGACAUUGUCUUAAAUUGUGUGCAAGGAGGAGAAGCCUGAGUCCAUCUUGAUGCCUGUAGAAGACAUACCCACCCACUGGUCAGCAUGGAGGGCUGUGCAACAUGAGCAAAGCAGAGGCUGGGACCAGCUGCUGCGGCAAUGCGGGUUUCUGGAGGAGUCGAUUAAAGAAGAGGGCAUCAUAUUAAACGUGUGAAGGGGUGGCAGUCUGCAGUCUACACACGUGGGCUGGUUCAAGGCUCACACAAAGCCUGUACUGCUAUGGGUUUGGUGUUGGUAUGUUUUCCCCUGUACUCUGGAGCCUGUGAAGAAUGUGACACAACUUUGGUGUGUCUUGUGGCUUUGCUCUGUCUCAGGGACAGAGGAUUUGUGCCUGGCCAUGCUCACUGGUGUUGAGUAUUGAAAAUCUUCACUGGAUCUCACUCCUCCAUUUCUCUUUCCAGAGAGACGGCACACAGCUCUUGAUCUGAUCUCCCGUUUUGUUUCCUGCUGGCACAUUCCCUGUAGCUGUGCUCUCCUCUGAGUUUUUCUGGGACACUUCUGACAGAGGCACAGGGAGAUGUAUCUGUCUUGGGGCCAGGGGCAGGUGUUGGGUGAUGCGGGUGUACAGGGAAGGAUUGUGAUGCCUUCCUUGGGCAGCAGUGUAUGUUCCUGUGCUUGCUGCCUCUCCCCACUGUCACCACUCCUCAUGUCCCCACUGGGCAUGUGCCAAUCAGUCACCAAAAAUGGCUUCCACACAGCCCUUGCAAGGCUCACUGUAAUGGGGUGUUGCUCUUCCUGGUUUCUUUUAUGUCCCUUUGGGGCAAGAGGGACAAAGUCUGCAGGGGCUUUACGUGGGUGCUGUAGCUGGGCACACCAUGCUGAGACCACCACACCUCCCGGGGUGUGCUUUGGUUGUCAGGGUUUCCCACUGGGGCAAUGGGAAAUCUGCUCAUCCUGUAGCAGAGAGUCUCCUAUAGCCUUUCUUCCGGAAGGAGAAAGCUCUAGAUCCUCCUCAUCAGACCAAGUCCUUUUCUUCCCCUGAUUAACAUCAGGCCUGGGAGGAGAAGCUGCCUGUGAUGGCCUAAGGAGAGGCUGAUGGGGGCACCUUUAAUUUGUCACAGCUGGUAGAAACAGAAAGAGUGGCCAAAAUUAUAUUAAGGCUGGUCUUCCUCCUGCCAAUGCCUGAGUCAAGAUCUCUAAAACUGCUGCAGCUUUGAAGUUCCCCAUGGUGUCUGAUGUAAAAGGAGAGACCUCAGCAGGAGACCUCAGGGGUUGGUUGCCCUACAUGUGUCCUCCCUGUCCAACAUCCUGGUUGCCCACAGAUAAAAAUGUCUUUAAGAGUAUUUCAGGGUUUCUGGUUUAAUGUUUGUUUUGUAUGUGCUGGUAAAGCUGCCUGUUUUUUUGUUUUAGGACAAAUGGUUCUAUGUGUUUCAUCUCUGUAGCUUGUCUGAUAGCUGUUGAGCAAGGUUUUUAUUUCCUGUGCAGCAAGUUUGACACAAUUUUUCAACUGAAACAAAAGCAUCGGAGCACAAAGACUGAGAAGGCUGUGUAGGCGAGCCAUGAGUAAACAGCUUUGUCUUUGAAAGCUAAGACUCUGAAGUCCUGCCUGAGCACACAUACACACUUGCUGAAUGUGCUCCUGUGGAUUCACUUGCCUUCAUGAGGACAGUCUCCAUUCCUUUUCAGAUUUCCCUAACUUUUUAAGACAAGACUCCUAAGCCUGUUUUGUGAUGCAGUUUCAGACUAUGGACUGUUGUGAUUUUGCACCUGAAUCUCUGCGUCUUUCUGGCCAGAUAACACACCGAGCUGUGGUACCCAGACAACUCCCAAAGUCCUUGCAAUAUCUGGGGCUCUGUCAGGGUUUCUUGACCUGCUCUCAAGGACAAGGAUUUGUGCCCUUAACCUGCCUCGGCACUGUGAUUGUGUCUCUCUCUCUUUGUCAAGGUGCUUUUGAUUUCAUGAAUUGCUCUGUUGAAGACGUUCUAGGGGGCUGAACUUGCAGCCACUUGCGUGAACAGUGCUGUUGCCUUCUGCAGAGCCACGUACCCCAGAGAGAGUCUGCAAGGUCUGGUCCCAAACUAUUGCACUUUGGUGUUACCAGGUGGUAGAGUGCCUUAACUAACCAAUAUACCAGGGGUGCCUGUGCCAGGGAGGACAGUUCCCUUAAACAAGGUUAAGGGUGUCCAUGGCUUAUUUAGAUACAUGGAUGUAACUUCAGAGUGCCUUCUUGAUGACAUCCAAAACUGGAAAUCAAUUCUGCAUGUACUCCUGUUCAUGCUAGUGGGAGGCUGUGCCCCAGCCCCUUCAGUUGGGGAAGGCAACUGUAGCCAGACUGAGUCCCAGGCUGGUGCCUCCCACUUGGGUUAGAGGGAGGCAGUGGACAAUUGGCCACUGAGUUCACCCAAGACUUGUGUAAUUGUGAAUGAUUUUAGGAUGCCUUCUGCUAGCUGAAGAAGCCACCUUUUGUUGGGGGUAGGGAAUCCUUUAGGGAAAAUACGGUAACUUUUUCCAACUGCCUUUGUAUAGUACUGCUUGACUUACUAAUGCUGGGAGAAGAUGUGUUUUGAUGGCUAAAUAUACAAAACAGUUGAUUCUCAGAGACGUCCUUAUUAUACAGCAAUUGUAUAAUUAUAACAAUUGUAUAACUGUGCAGCAAUUGGUAACUUCAUUUUCUGAAGCCUGUGAAAGUGUCAAGCAAUAUUCCUGGAGUUUGUUAAAUAAAUUUCUUUGAAA
This is a messenger RNA of Athene cunicularia (burrowing owl), 3417 nucleotides long. It is a transcript of the gene TMEM37, whose product is annotated as transmembrane protein 37. Bases 1 to 621 code for a protein of 206 amino acids. NCBI's taxonomy places the organism in Eukaryota, Metazoa, Chordata, Aves, Strigiformes, Strigidae. The record is from RefSeq and is a predicted model, not a curated record. Gene Ontology annotation, cellular component: membrane. The transcript is spliced from 2 exons. Gene Ontology annotation, molecular function: calcium channel activity; voltage-gated monoatomic ion channel activity.